AUGUAUGUUAAACAUAAUCGCGGUGAGAUUCUUGUUGUUUCUCUCUAUGUGGAUGAACUUUUGAUUACAGGGAGCAGUGAAAAGCUACUUGAUGAGUUCAAGAAAGAUAUGAUGGAUGCUUUUGAAAUGUCUGAUCUUGGUCCUAUGACAUAUUUCCUUGGAAUGGAGAUUACACAACGAAAAGAUGAGUUUUUCGCAGCCAAAGAGUUUGUGAUGCAUAAAAGUAACCAUCACCUAUGGAGUCAAGUUCAGAAGAGUCAACCGGUAAAGCUUUGUGGGUAUUCUGAUAGUGAUUGGGGCCGUUCUGAGGAUGAUGCAAAGAGAACUUCAGGUUGUAAGAAACAAGAUAUUAUAGCCCAAUCUACCACGGAAGCUGAGUUUGUGGCAACUGUAGCAGCAGCCCAUCAAGCAUUAGGGAUGAAGAAAAUUCUUGUUUCUUUUCAUAUGGAAUCAACUCAAAACAUCAAAGUGUUCCUGGACAACGGAGUAGCAGUAGCUAUAUCUCACAAUCUUGUGUUUCAUGGAAGAACUAAGAACUUCAAAAUCAAGUUCAUUUUCUUGAGAGAACUUCAAAAAGAUGGAUAUAUAACCCUUGUCUACUGCAAGACAGAGGAACAAUUUGCUGAUAUAUUAACUAAUCCUUUACCAAUCAGCAAGGUUCAGUUUCUCAAAUAG
Molecule: messenger RNA, 675 nt
Organism: Solanum pennellii
Lineage: Eukaryota; Viridiplantae; Streptophyta; Magnoliopsida; Solanales; Solanaceae
Exons: 3
Coding region: 1-675 (224 amino acids)
Source: RefSeq, a predicted model, not a curated record